Messenger RNA from Orbicella faveolata, 3640 nucleotides. Its product is annotated as cyclin-Y-like protein 1. Lineage: Eukaryota; Metazoa; Cnidaria; Anthozoa; Scleractinia; Merulinidae. The record is from RefSeq and is a predicted model, not a curated record.
UCUGUUUGUUGUUCGCUGUUCAGAGGUAUCCAAACUCGAUCUUCUAUCUGGAAAACUCCUUCUAAAGGAAGACUGGAGAUCCCGAUGUCUCCCGAAGAAGUCUUUGAAGCUACAAAUCGACAGCUUUUUAUAAUGUAGUUGUUGGCUCUGCGGCGUAAAGUCCGGUUUUUGCUUUGGCGCGGGGUAACUGCAAUCGUUGACUAUGGGCAACAUUCACUGUUGUGUUCUUCCUUCGCCUCGCGGAGGGGCUAUGGCCAAAAGUGAGCCUUAUGACAGAACAGGGCUUGCGAAUGAGUCGUUUGAACUACCCCACAUUAGCGACAGAGAAGAUCUUUCAAAUCACAAGGGGACGUUGUUCUUGCACAGAUCACUUUCUAAUCAAGGUAACAAUGGAACAUUUCCCGGGAGACGUACAUUUUCAACAGGAAGUGACUCAAGAAAGAGAAACGGAGUUGGGGGAAUUCUGACUAGAAAAUUUAGCUCCUGCUCAACUAUCUUCCUUGAUGACAGUACAGUGAGUCAGCCCAACCUAAAAUCCACCAUCAAAUGUGUGGCUUUGGCAAUAUAUUACCACAUAAAGAACAGAGACAGAGAUGUGCGAUCUCUUGAUAUCUUUGAUGAAAGAGCUCACCCCCUUACGCAUGAUCCUGUACCAGAUUAUUAUGACAGAGUGGAUCCAGAACACAGGCAUAUCUACAAGUUUAUCAAAACCCUGUUUCAUGCCGCUCAGCUCACCGCAGAGUGUGCAAUUAUCACACUUGUUUACCUUGAAAGGCUUUUGACUUAUGCUGAGAUCGACGUGCAUCCAGGAAACUGGAAAAGGAUUUUGUUAGGUGCUAUUUUACUGUCAUCUAAAGUGUGGGAUGACCAAGCUGUGUGGAAUGUGGACUAUUGCCAAAUUUUGAAAGACAUAACAGUGGAAGACAUGAAUGAAUUGGAGAGAGCAUUUUUAGAGCUUUUGCAGUUUAAUAUUAAUGUACCGUCAAGUGUCUACGCUAAAUAUUACUUUGACUUACGCUCACUUGCUGAUGCCAACGAUUUGGUUUUUCCUCUGGAGCCACUUAGCAAGGAAAGAGCGAGAAAAUUAGAGGCUCUCUCAAGUGUAUGUGAGGACAAUAUGCUAGAUUGUAAUCCAACUACCUUGUAUCGCUCUAAGAGCGCAGAUGCGCUUACACCGCGCCGGAGAAGCAUGGCUAUCCUGUCGUGACGAAUAAUCCCAAAACAACAGCUGUAGAAUCGAUGAUAGUGGUACGUAUGCCAGAUCCGUGCGCCUAUGGACAGAGGAAAUCUGCACAAGAGAAAUGGGGCAAAAAGCACUUGGGAAUUUAUUUAUAGUGAAGAACUGGGUCAGGAUGACCGUUUGGCGUACGAAGUUUCGUUUAGGCGUGUGAGGAGAACAAUGAGUGAAGAACAUCGGACUUCACGUCGCUUGCGUGAUAAACCGUGGACAGAGAUUUUAGUCACGCAAUCUUGGGAAAGUUUUCCAACGCGUCAAAUAUUUGCACUUUGUGUCACAGGAUCUCCAAGGGAAAAACUUUCCACAAAGGUUGUUUCCCUGUUACGAUCAUAUUCACCACUUGUAGAAUGGAGAAAUAUUUGACUUCAUAUUUGCAUACUGUCACCAGAUAACUUGACUAUCACACAGCAUUUACAGCAAGCGCCAACCAAGAUCUUUUUGGAAGACAUUACAGCAACUGAUUAUAACGAGCAGGCCACGCUCAUGAGGGAAUUUUUAUUUGCAGGGAGGUACUAAGGAAGGAACUCUUUUGGGCGUCGCUGAUUUCAGUUUGACUGUUUUCAGCUAGUGGAAUGUUUCAACGCUGUUUCUAGGGUAGUGGUUUACAACUGACGGAAUCGCAAUCUCGAUCCCAGGCUCUCUCUCUCCUUUGCCUCUCCUCGACAUCAAGGAAGGCAGAGGAGAGAAAGCCUGGUAAUGAAGUUGAACGAAUCAAAUGGCCAUUUUAAACUGAUGACGUCGCUUCGGGGGAUCCUUUUUAGUGUGUCUGGUUGUUUCUUUCCCGCGAAAAUUCAGGCUCCGUCCACACUACACAAGAGAAAUUUGAAAACGCAGCUUAGGCCUACCAUCCACACAAAAAUCCAUAACGAAAACGGAGCUUGUCGAAAACGCUUUUCAAACCGGUGGAAUUUGAAAACGUUUUUGAAAUUUAUCCAGCGUAGUUUGGACAGGGCCUCAAACCCAAGGAACUACCAAUCACAGGCGUUCUAAGGAUCUCUGUUUAGUUACGUCAGACAACUUACAUGCCAGGAAGAUAUUGAGCGUGUAAAUGGACACAUCCGUAUACCCUGACUUGUCCCUAGUCGUCUUCAUACAACUUCAUACAGCAUGUGGCAAGGGGCGACGCGGGGGCGCAGGGUGAGAUGGGAACACGCGACAUGGCGCAAGGCAUUUCCACCUCGCCCCGUGCCGCGCGCUGUAUGAAGUUGUAUGAAGACGACUGGAGACGAGUCAGUCUGUUAACCCAAGCCAACGAAACUGUUUCAUUUUAAUUAUUCAGUCUUUUCAGCGUAUCAGGAUCUCGUCUGUUCUGAAUAUUUUUACACCAUUUUGAUCAUAGCUUUUGAACAUUUUACCCGAGAACUAUGAGAGCGAUUGGUGAGUGGAACAGCUUUAUACAAUUAUCGACAAGAGAAAAACGUUUACAAAAUGGGAGAAUAUUGUCGAAAGGGAAAACUAGAAGUUUAAGGAGAGCAUUUUAGCCUGUAAUUCUACCGCUAAAAUAUCUUCAAUGGCAUCUUGGCAAACAGAAUCGCUGUAAUACAAAGACAACAGUGGCCACGAUAUUACUUGAAGUUAUUAGCCUAGUUGACUCAAAACUCAAACUCAAACUAGUUGACUCUUCGCUUUAGCGAUGCGAAAGCUGUACUGGGCGACAAGUUUUCAAUACAGACAAGGUCAGAUUUCGUCAAAGAGCGUCAUUCUUAGUGAAAAUACUUUUUGUUGCACGCAACACUUGAUUCUCAGAUAGAUGUAAAUUAUUUCAAGCAGAACAGUAAUAAUAUAUUUAAAAGUUGGUAUCCUGAUAUCAGAAACUGCGUUUUUCAGUCAUGUGCGAAAACUCCUUAAAGGCCGUUAGAUUACGGUGCUCGCUCGUGUAUUAAUUCAUUUUAUUUAUUUUUAUUAGUAGUUGGUUCAGUUUUAAAGUUCACAAACUAGUCCAGUUCUACGAGAAUCAGAUACUCUAUAAUAUCAACUUUACACAACAGGACGAUAAGAGGUUAUAGCUGUUUAGAGACGGACCAUUAUUUUGUAGGGGAGGGGGGCGUUGGGCAAUUUUCUGGGGCAUAAUUUUUUUCUUACCUUUCGGUUGUGCAUUAGUUUUUUUUGGUGGGAAAAGGCUUGUGCGAUAUUUUUUAAAAUUCAAAACACAGGGGCUGGAUAGUAGAAGGCACUUGCUCGAUUUUUUCCUCAUGGCUACUCUUGCAUGCGAUUUUUUCCCAGCAUUUUUCAACUGUGCAGGAAUUAUUAUGGAAAUUACCAGACCCCCCUCGCCUCAAAAAAAUAAUGGUUCGUGCCUUAGAAUCAUCGUACAACAGCUUCUCAUCAUAUUCCUUGUUUCCUUUCAGUCCAAGAAUUGUAAAUAUCAACGGCCUGUUUUUUUAGAAAAUGUUGAAACUCUCU